Molecule: messenger RNA, 571 nt
Organism: Triticum aestivum (bread wheat)
Lineage: Eukaryota; Viridiplantae; Streptophyta; Magnoliopsida; Poales; Poaceae
Product: GPI-anchored protein LLG1
Exons: 3
Coding region: 1-462 (153 amino acids)
Source: RefSeq, a predicted model, not a curated record
AUGGCUCUGACCCACCGGUUCCGGCUCCUCUUCCAUGCCGCCGUCCUGGCCGGGCUCGCCUCCGCCUCCGCGUCGCCCUCCGUGUCCGUGUCUGACAGCGUAUUCCAGGCCAGCACCGGAUCCACGGGGAGGAGCUUGCUGCAGACCAAGAGGGACUGCCCUAUGGACUUUGAGUCCCAGAACUACACAAUCAUCACAAGCAGGUGCAAAGGGCCACAAUCUCCUCCUACGGAAUGUUGUGAUGCUUUCAAGAAAUUUGCAUGCCCAUUUUCCUUGUACAUCAACAACCAGAGCACUAACUGUGCAGACACAAUGUUAACCUACAUCAACGUCCAUGGAUCGUACCCGGCAGCCCUAUUCGCCGACGAGUGCCAGAAAGGAAAGGAAGGGGUUUCUUGCGAAGGCAUCCCAGAGCUCAUGGGAUUUCGCGACAUCCUUUGGUUGCUCUCUUGUGUGGAAUAGGAGCAUUGCUGUUCCAUUGAGUGACACCUUGCAGUUCUACAAAUAUGGUGUGAAUUUCAGGUGUAAGUUGUAAGUAGUACUAACUACCAACGAUUAGGAUUCAUUUGCA